AUGGCGAGGGGAAGUGGAAGUGGAAGUGCACACGUUGUAGCGUUGGCGUUUCCCCAAGCAGGUCACACAAAUCCCAUGCUGCAAUUCUCAAAGGACUUGGCUUCCCAAGGCGUCAUCAUCACUUUCGUCAGCUUCGCCUUUGACCACCACAGAAUGUUAAAGGCCGAUAAAACACUGCAACGAAUGGGUAUACGUCUUCGGUUCGAGUCCAUUCCGGACCAUCUUCCCCCCGGAGUGGAUAUCGUUUCAGAUCUUUUUAAAAUUUUCGGGCAGUUAUAUCAGAUGGAAGGAUCCGAUUUGGAAAAGGUCAUCCAGCGACUCAAUGUAACGGGACCUCCUGUCACUUGUAUUCUUCAUGAUGUAUUUAUGCCCUGGGUUGCCCAGGUUUCGCACAAUUUAAACAUCCCCCGAGCUGUUUUCUACACGCAGUCUGCAACUGUUGGCGCAAUCUAUCAUCAUUUUAAAUAUGUGCAGAAGUGGAAUAACUGCGAACAGGACUCGAAAGACGCUGUUGUCAUUCCGGCUAUCGGCGAGAUGAGAAUGCCCGAUUUGCCAUCAUCGUUUUUCCCUCCACUUCUCACUGCUGGUUAUCUCGACAUCUGUCUAAGUCUCGUCGAUAGUUUUAACCGCGCGUCGUGGGUGAUUUGGAACUCGUUUGAUGAGCUCGAAGGUAAAGCGAUCAAUCACCUGAGGGAAGCAAAUGUUCCCGUCUGUACGGUGGGUCCACUCAUUCCCUCCGCCUUUCUGGACAGAAGAAAUAGCGAGGACACGCAGUUCGGCGGCAGCCCGUGGGAAGAAGAGACGGAGGAGUGUAUGGAAUGGCUCAACUCCAAGCCUCCUCACUCUGUUGUCUACGUUUCCUUCGGCAGCAUAGCCACCAUUAGUACAAAACAAAUCUGGGAAAUAGGUCGUGGCUUGCAGAGCAGUGGACAGAAUUAUUUGUGGGCGAUCCGUCCCUCUGCAGGGCAGACAACGGUAUGGGAAAACUUUUGGGAGGGGUUUGCGGAGGAGAUUGGAGAUCGGGGAUUGAUUGUGAAGUGGAGUCCUCAGCUCAAAGUGUUGAAUCACCCGUCUGUGGGAGCGUUUAUGUCUCACUGUGGGUGGAAUUCGACGCUGGAAGCCCUGAGUUGUGGGGUUCCGCUGCUCGCCUGCGACCUCCGCUUCGAUCAGCCCGCCAAUUGCAAACUUAUCGUGGACUUGUGGAAGAUGGGGAUCAAAUUGAGGCGGACGCAGAAUGCAGAUGGUGAUGUGAUGUUUGCGUGGGAUGAGAUUGAGAGAUGUGUGAGAAGAGUGAUUUGCAGUGAGGAGGGUGCAGAGCUCCGAAAGAAUGCAGUCCGAUGCAAGGAGUCUGCAAAAAAAGCGAAGAUGGAAGGUGGUUCUUCACACUCCAAUGUCAAUGGAUUUGUUAAAGAGAUUUCAAAAUGA
Messenger RNA from Cryptomeria japonica (Japanese cedar), 1425 nucleotides. Its product is annotated as UDP-glycosyltransferase 74E2-like. The record is from RefSeq and is a predicted model, not a curated record. Gene Ontology annotation, molecular function: UDP-glycosyltransferase activity. Lineage: Eukaryota; Viridiplantae; Streptophyta; Pinopsida; Cupressales; Cupressaceae. The transcript has 3 exons. The coding region runs from base 1 to 1425 and encodes 474 amino acids.